ACAAAUGAAGAAUUGGCCUUGAUACCGUUCUUGGAUCCCUUCAAACGAUUGACCAGGUCCCCAACUUUGACUGACUUCUUGACUACAUCAGACAAGUACCUGAUGGACCCCGCCGCCCCUGCCACAAAUUUCUUCACUGCACUCUUCCCUACCCGAACAAUAUUCCUGUUUAGUUCUUCAUAGCAAAUUCCCCUGGAAACCCACUCAUUGCUCAACACGUCAUCACAUAGGAACUUGAAUACAAAAUGAUUUGUGAGCAGGACAAAGAGAGAUUUCUGAACAACCUAGCAGCAGAUCAUCCUUUUAGUAGUCUGUCUGACCUGGCAGCAUGCCAUAAUCCGGCUCAGCUCUCUGGCAUCAAACAGCAAAUAUCCUUCUCUGACCCUGUCUUCAUGUAACCCACCAUAGAUGACCCUAGCUCUUAACCAAUCAUAGGAUCACACGCCAGCCAAGAAGACUGUUUGCUGUAUAGGUUAGAUUACCUUCAAACCAUCUUCUUCUCCGUGGACGAGUUCAACAUAUAGAGACCCACUAAGGUCUCUCCUCUUCUCUUCUCUCUCGAUCCUUCUCUUUCUUUUGCUUACCAAGUUAUCAUAUUAUUAAGCACUCCAUUAUUUCAUUGACUUUGGCGUUUAUAUAUCUCAUGUGCUGUCCUUUUUUCCACAAUGUCGACUCCUCUCUCUUUAUCUAUCUAGACCUUGCUCAGCUUCAGCUCAACAACUCUCUCCAUCCCAAAAAGAACGCUAUGGACCCCUCCGAGCUACGGACAGGGCGGCCGUCGCCACGGCGAGAGCUGCAAGGCCCCCGGCCGACCCCUCUCAAGGUUCAAAAGGACUCACACAAGAUCAAGAAGCCUCCUGUUGUGCCGCCUCCUCAGCAUCGGCCACCGGUCAUAAUCUACGCCGUCUCUCCCAAGGUCAUACACACCACCCCUGGCGACUUCAUGUCGCUGGUGCAGCGCCUCACCGGUGCCUCCUCUUCUUCCUCUUCUGCUGCCGCCGCCGCUGCUUCUCGGUCGCCUUCCAAUGUUAAUACUGCUGGAGAAGCACCGUCCCCCGCUGCUCGUUUAGCUGCGAUUGAGAAGGGAGCGCACAACUUGGAUGGCGAGAUGCAAAGGAAGAACGGAGAAGAUGUAUUGGAUCAACUAGGAAUUGAUGGUGGCACGACGACGAUUCACCGGCACAGUUCGUUCCCAGGCAUCUUGUCCCCGGUCCCAGCUUCUCUCCCAUCAAUAUCUCCUAACUUCUUCUCACCCAGGUCGAUGGAAACGAAUUCCCUUGGCUUCUUUCAUGAACUCAGCCCGGCUUUCCAAGCCAACAAAAAUUUCGUGGAGAAUACCUUCUUGGUUAGUCCUAACAAUUUCUUGACAACACCUGUUGUACCUUCUCCUGGUGCUUACUGGGACCUCUUCAACCAGUACCAGGAUUUUUAGUUUCCAUAGAUGCGAGCAUAGAGAGACAAAGGUUGAGGAAAGAGAUUGUUGGAUGGCUCGUAGUGGGAGAGGUGCAUGAAGACAAGACUCAGUUGUUUUCUUGUUUUUUUUGGGGGCCCUUGAUUAAUUAGGUGGUCCAUAUCUGAUGGAUACUCCACAUCAUUGUGACAUCACGAACGAACCUAACCUUCUUAUCUCUUUGAUGCAGGCAGGUUCAUCUGUAACAAGAGUCACACCAAUUGAUAGAUUUUUAACUUUA
Phoenix dactylifera (date palm) is the source of this 1691-nucleotide messenger RNA. RefSeq names its product nuclear speckle RNA-binding protein B-like. NCBI's taxonomy places the organism in Eukaryota, Viridiplantae, Streptophyta, Magnoliopsida, Arecales, Arecaceae. The record is from RefSeq and is a predicted model, not a curated record. Gene Ontology annotation, cellular component: nucleus.